Diachasma alloeum is the source of this 3963-nucleotide messenger RNA. RefSeq names its product slit homolog 2 protein. The transcript has a single exon. The record is from RefSeq and is a predicted model, not a curated record. Gene Ontology annotation, molecular function: protein binding. Bases 338 to 3103 code for a protein of 921 amino acids. NCBI's taxonomy places the organism in Eukaryota, Metazoa, Arthropoda, Insecta, Hymenoptera, Braconidae.
UAUCGCCGGGUGGUUUGGAGAGGGGUGUAGCUGAAUGGCAUACAGUCGUGCCGAGUCAGUUGUACGAGCGACUCACUGAAGCUCGCACAGUAUUAGUCGGAUCAUCAGCGCGUUUGUCACGUAUCAUAACAUCUUGUGCCGGCUUUAUAGAAAACGUUGGAUUCAGUUAACUUUAAAGUUUAACAAUUCGCGGAUGGGACUCUAUCGUCGGUUGUCAUUGAGACACCUGAGCUCGUCUAUGACAAUGCCGGAUACGUGGAUUAAACAGGUUAAUAAAAUAAGUAGAAUUUAUAAACGCAGUAGCAGCAGUGACACGUGAAAGACAACGGUAGUGGUUAUGGUGUUCAAUGGUUUUGCAAUGUGGAUGUUGACUGUUGUGGUCGCCUUCGUGGCGAGUAUAUCAGCAUGCACCGGUCCCUCUGAAUGUAGCAACAACACAAUAAGCAGAAAUGCCUCCGAGUCAUUAAAUAAUAUCGAGUGUUUGGAUAGGCUGACUACUGUGAUCGGUGAUCUUUCGGCUUGUGAGUGCCACAUUUGGUCACGAAACGACACAAGUACAAUACUUGAGGUCAAGUGCCUCGAGGGUAUACCCGUGAUAGACACACUCCCUGACAAUGUUCAAAGUUUAGUUAUUCAGAGGGCCGAUGUCGACCAGGUGACAAGCAUGUUCAGGGAAUUGGAGAAUUCCUCAUUGAUAUGUCUGAGUGAGCUUACUGUUGUGAACGUAUCAUUAUCGGAAUCCAAUAUUACCCUGCCUCAUGUAUGUGGACUUGUUGUGUUGAAUAUAUCUGGUAAUGAUUUAGUGGACUUGAGUGACGUGAGAUUAGCCAAUGACAGUGAUUUAAAAAUAUUGGAUUUAUCAAGCAAUCAACUGAGUGAAUUACCAGCUAAUGCAUUUAGGACGCUUACCGGUUUAGUGCAUUUACGUUUACGGAAUAAUAUUAUUGACACAGUGAAUGAGGAUGCAUUUGCUGGGUUGGAGGCACUGGAAAAUCUGGAUGUGUCGGAUAAUCGUUUAACUCAACUGCCAGAUGCAACAUUGACACAUCUGUCGUCACUGCAAACUUUGAACCUCAGUGGAAAUCAGUUGAAAAUCCUUGGAGCGAGAUGGUUUGAGGCACUCGGUCGUUUGAGAGAGUUGGACGUUUCGAGAAAUGGCUUGACCAAAGCAGCAUCCGGAGCGCUGCAGCCAUUACCGGGUCUCUCAGUACUUCGAUUGGCUGAGAAUCCUCUCAUGGAACGUGACGUCUCAUUACUGCUCGGCACCGGAAGACGUUUAGAGACUGUUGAUGCAUCGCGCACUGGCCUUCUACGAGUUCCAGCUGCUCUCACAAGGAGCGUUAGAGCACUGCGGCUGGCCGGUAACAAGCUCACGUGCAUCCGGGAUGGUGACUUUGAUGGCUAUCCGCUGUUGAAAAUUCUCGAUCUAUCUGACAACUUGCUCAACGUUGUCGAGGAGGAUUCGCUUGGUCGACUAGAGACACUUGAGGAGUUGGACUUAUCAGGAAAUAGAUUGAAGUUUAUGCCAAAGAGGUUACCCAGCAGUCUUAUUUAUCUCAACUUACGUGGUAAUCUCAUUGAAGAUGUGGCAUUCAACGAUCUCGAUGGAAUUGAUAGUAUACACAGCCUCAUGUUGGAUGACAACAUGAUAGAGAAUAUCGAGGAGGGUGCGUUAAGCCAACUGCCUCACCUAACAGAGCUCGAUAUAUCGAAUAAUCCAAUUAAGCAACUACCAGCAAAUACUCUCGCCGGCCCAACAAGCCUAACCAAGCUACGUAUGUCGGGGUUGAUACAACUAGAAUGGGAACACGAGAGACGUGGCGACAUGGCAUUUCCUGUACCAACACCGGAACGUCUUAUUUACCUGGAUGUCUCCAACAGUCCGGCAUUAGCUGCUCAACUACUCGCUGACAAUGCAGCAUUAUCUGCCUGCAAGAGUUUGCUCGUUCUAAACUUAGCCAACACCAAUAUCACAAACAUCAGAUCUGAUCUUGUCUACCUUCUACCACAACUGCAAACACUCGGUUUGUCUGAUAACCAGUGGAACUGCAGCAGUGAUCUUUUUUGGUUGGGCGAAUGGAUUAGACAGCACGAAGAGAUACAACCACCUGCUAAGUGCAAUUCCACUGACGAAUUUACCGACACUCAACUCGAGGAUUUACCACCACCACCAACAACAACAACAUCAACUACUGUCAGUACAACAAUUGCGGAUUCAUCGGAUAACUUGAGAAUCGAGGUCUUACCAGGUAUCGGUGUGCCAAAUGUGUCUUCCAAAAGUGGUAGUGUGAGAGUUACUACUGAGUCAAUGAUGAAGGGAAUUGUGAAUGUCACGACAGUUGAAAUCACAACGGUUGAAACACGUCAGCACAAGGUUCAUUCUGCUGAAUUAGGCGCAGAUAAUGAAUCCCCGGAUGAAACGUCUACAACUUCACAGACUAUAUUUGUUGGAGUUGGUGAUUCCCGUCAGCUUAAAUCAGGGAAAAAGCCCCAGUCUAUCAUGGAUAAUGACAAAGCCUACGACAGGGGUGAAAUUACGCGAAAAUUCGACAAAACUGGAAGCCGGAAAAUACCGGACUCCGGAAAGUUCAUCAGUGCUUCAUUUGUGGAGCGUCACAAGCUGCGAGAAAUUCUCGAUAAUCGGGUGGAUUCUCUGAUGAGGCCAACGGCAAGUGUUCCCAACAAAAGUGGAAUUUACACGACAACUGGAAGUGAUAGUUUCAAUAAUGUUCCAAAGCCACGGAGUUCCAACAAAAUUGCAUGGGAUUCCAGGACGCGCGGCAAUAUUCCUACAACGAACAAUGUCGUUCAACUUGUGGAAGAUAAAACGAAGAAUACACCGCAAAAUUACAUUCUCGCGAAUGCCAUUGCCAAUACAAUUGCCCAAGAAUUGAAUGGGCGUGCAACAGAAACAGAUGCAAGAAUAUCAGAGCCUAUGGGUGCUCAUCCUGGUAUGUUAGUACUUGCUGGCGCUAUUCUUGGUGCAGCUGCUGCUCUCACUGUUGUUCUGUCACGUCGGGCGACAAUACGACGUCGAGACAGGUACCACAGACAUGAGAAUAUCGAAGUGCACACAUUGACACCCACCACUGAACUAUGGUGACCUUCUUUGACGGGUGCUGAAGCCUGGAAUUUCGAAUCGAUGUGAAGGUAGGAAGAAAAAUGGUCAACAAGUUCUUGCUGAAGACAGCCAUUUGGGGUGAGAGAGUAUGGAGGAGGAAGCCUGAAACCCAAGUUUGCGCAUUAAUUCUCGAUGUGAUGUUGCAAGAACUUUAUGAGGCUGUAUAAAUAUGGAAUUGCGUUCUGUUAUUUUUGGAGGGAGCGAACAAGCAACCACCGUCGUCGAGUGAUGGAGCAACUUGGAAUCAACAGUGGACAAAUUACCAUAAAUCGCAACAACAUCAACUUCGCGUCGGGAUAAUUGAGCGACAUUGUGACAAUAACAUAAUUUUCGGUUGAGUGACGAAAUCUUUUGCUAGACGGAAGAGUAGCAGAGUUGGAAUAGCCAUUACUGGAUGGUGGAAAGGGAGUAGAGGGGGGAGAGAAUGAAGGGAAAUGGGAAGGAUGGAGAGGGUGGAAAUGAGAAAGUGUGAAAUAGUAAACUCUUGAGACAUGGGAGACACCUUCUGUCUCUCUACCGGGGACAUGUGCCAGGAAAAGGGACAAAUGAAACAAAAGAAAGCUACAGAACAGUGUGAAGCGAAAAAACUCAUUACCUGAGAAUUAAUUUUUUUUUGUUGUCAGAAAUAACCUUUUGACUGAAAGAGCUAGGCCAAUUUUGUUUUUUUUUUUCAUUUUCAGUGCAGUACACCAAUUUGCACAGUGAGAAGACUCAUGCUAGCAUGAGUUCAUAUGGCUGAUGAAAAAAAAAAUAUAAAAAAAGUGAAAAAUGAUAAUAUUGAUAAUAAGCAAUGAAGAGGGUAGAUAUUAUCUUUCGUAAAAAUAACCCGUGUCAAAAUACCG